CCCUGCGCCCCCGCCCAGCGGCCCUCCCCCCCAUGAAGAAGUUCUUCCAGGAGAUCAAGGCUGACAUCAAGUUCAAGAGUGCGGGGCCGGGCCAGAAGCUCACGGACUCCGCAGGACAGAAGACCCCCAAAGAAAAGUCGCCACAGCAGGCCCUCCAGCAGCCCCGCCAGGGCCCCACCGAUGAGGCACAGAUGGCUGCUGCUGCUGCCUUGGCUAGACUGGAACAGAAGCAGCCCCGAGCUCGGGGCCCCACAUCUCAGGACUCCAUCCGGAACCAGGUGAGAAAGGAACUUCAGGCAGAAGCCACCUCCAGCAACAGCCCAGGGGCUCCCGGGACCAACUUGGCACCUGAACCCAAAGAGGAAAUCUCUCCCCACCUGGCAGUGCCUGGUGUAUACUUCAUCUGCCCGCUCACAGGUGUCACCUUGAGGAGGGAUCAACGGGAUGCCCACAUCAAGGAGGCCAUCCUGUCGCACUUCUCCACAGACCCCGUAGCUGCCUCCAUCAUGAAGAUACAUACGUUCAACAGAGACCGGGACCGAGUGAAGCUGGGAGUGGACACCAUCGCCAAAUACCUGGACAACAUUCAUUUGCACCCAGAGGAGGAAAAGUACCAGAAAAUCAAACUGCAGAAUAAGGUGUUCCAGGAGCGCAUCAACUGCCUGGAGGGUACCCAUGAGUUCUUCGAAGCCAUCGGCUUCAAGAAGAUGACACUGCCAGUACCAGAUCAGGAAGGUUCUGAGGAGUUCUAUGUGCUGGGUGAGGCCACACGAGCACAGCCGCAGAGCCUGGAGCAGCACAAGCAGCAGCUGCUUAGUGCAGAGCCAGUGCGAGCCAUGCUGGACCGGCAGCGCCGAGUCUUCCGACCCUCAGCCCUGGCCUCACACUUUGAGCUCCCCGCCGACUUCUUCAGCCUCACAGCAGAGGAGGUGAAACGCGAGCAAAGGCUCAGAACUGAGGCCGUGGAGCGGCUGAGCUCACUAAGGACCAAGGCCAUGCGCGAAAAGGAGGAGCAGCGGGAGCUGCGCAAGUACACCUAUGCCCUACUGCGUGUGCGCCUGCCCGAUGGCUGCUUGCUGCAGGGGACCUUCUAUGCCCGGGAGCGGCUGCCUGUGCUCUUCCAGUUUGUGCGCGAAGCAUUGCAGAAUGACUGGCUGCCCUUUGAGCUGAGGGCCUCAGGUGGACAGAGGCUGGUGGAGGACGAGGCCCUGGCCCUGAACGAGUGUGGACUGGUACCCUCUGCCCUGCUGACCUUCUCCUGGGAUGCUUCAGUGUUGGAGGACAUGAGGGCUGCAGGAGCCGAGCCAGCCACAUGUGUGUUGAGGCCUGAGCUGCUUGCAGCCAUCGAGCAGCUCUCCUGAAUAAAAGCAGGCUCGGCCCAGCAUGCGCUGUGUCAUACCGUCCCCCAAACCCAUUCCUUACCCUGAGUCCCCACCAAAUAGAAGGGACACUAGUAGCAGUAGAGUUGGGAACAGGGUCCCAUCUCAAGAACUGAGUCACCUGGGCUGCAGGGACAGGUCUGCCCCUUCCUGAAGAGUGUGGAGCCUCUGGGAGCCCAGCACAGGUGGCAGAGCGGGUCUGCAGCAUGGGCACAGGCCUCACAGACUAUGGAUGGAAGCAGCCUGCCCCAUACCUGUGCUGGAGACAGCAGAAAGCAGGUGCCUUGCAGCAUGGAACUGUAAUUCCUAAGUUAUGAACCCAAAUAAACAGGCUAUUUAAACCCA
Cricetulus griseus (Chinese hamster) is the source of this 1724-nucleotide messenger RNA. The record is from RefSeq and is a predicted model, not a curated record. NCBI's taxonomy places the organism in Eukaryota, Metazoa, Chordata, Mammalia, Rodentia, Cricetidae.